AUGACUGACGUGAAGCCUUGUAUAAGACGUAAAGGCGUUUUUAUGUUUACUGAUUCUUUCUCCAGACAAAAAUGUCAAAUUGCAGAUGAUCAUGGCAUGCUUUAUGAAAGAGAAAAAUUAAUUGAAACGUAUCUUAAUUUGGACAAAAGAAUUAGGCCAUUAAUCAGCUUCGUCCUUUAUUUCUGUCAAACCCAGAAUAUUAAAAGAGUGGAUGAUGGCGAUAAAUUCCUAAGCACCUAUCCUCUUAUUAUCUUGGUUCUGAACUUCCUGAUGAGUGGAUUAGAAUAUCCUGUUAUUCCUAGUCUUCAAAAACUCUCCGUAGACAACGAAUGUAACAUAGAGGAUUGCUUGUUCACCAAAAAUAAAGGGAUCGUGGUGACAAAACGCUAUCGUCAAUAUCUAAAUGAAAUGAAGUUCUGGUAUCAUACCUGCGUAAUAAUCAAGCAUGACAACGAUAAUAUGGACAUUCAAAUGGAGAACAAAACUGUCUGGAAUAGUCAUAACAAUGAUAGCUUAGGAGCUCUCUUGAUAGCAUUUUUUCAAUAUUAUGCUAACCAAAAUAAUCUCACUGGCGGAGUCUCCAUCUUUCAUGCUGGUAAAAGAGGGUACAUAAAUUUAAAAACGCCUAUUGCUAUUCAGGAUCCAUUUUUACCAAUCAAUAAUAUUUCAUCUAGUUGUAAACAAGAUGCCAUGGAACAAACAAUUAAAAAGUUUGAUUCGGCCUGGAAGGCAUUGAUGGAUGAAAAAAGCCUCCAAUUCAUUUGCGAAUACAAAUUGCAGUUGUAUUAA
Molecule: messenger RNA, 789 nt
Organism: Mucor mucedo
Lineage: Eukaryota; Fungi; Mucoromycota; Mucoromycetes; Mucorales; Mucoraceae
Exons: 3
Coding region: 1-789 (262 amino acids)
Biological process (GO): RNA 3'-end processing
Molecular function (GO): nucleotidyltransferase activity
Source: RefSeq, a predicted model, not a curated record